Molecule: messenger RNA, 2442 nt
Organism: Aspergillus steynii IBT 23096
Lineage: Eukaryota; Fungi; Ascomycota; Eurotiomycetes; Eurotiales; Aspergillaceae
Exons: 2
Coding region: 1-2442 (813 amino acids)
Source: RefSeq, a predicted model, not a curated record
AUGCAGGAAUUCUCGCGAGACCUUAUUCCACCGGACGAUUCUACGAUCGGUAAAGACAAUGGCAUAGGUGACCUUGCGAGACAAUGCAGUCAGUUAGCCAAGGAAAUUACAACUGUCCUGGAUAAGAUGAAAUCGAAAAACCCCGGCUCGAAGCGGGAAGACCUCAGGAGUUCAUUCAACGUCAUGAGAUAUGGUAAGAAAAAGGAAGAGCUCCAGGCACGACUGAGUCGGUGCAGGGAACAAUUGGAACUAUACUGGAGUUACGAGACAAGGAAGGAUCUGUCCGCAUUGCUUAGCAGCGCCGAGAACACCAGAAGUAAGAUGUUGCUGUUACAGAAACAAGUUGAGGACCUUCAGCGGAUGAACCAACGUUUCUCUACGGAAAGUCAAAAAUGGAUGGAAGGCCUCCUGGAUAUCUCAGCGGGGGGCUACGACAUAAUGCUCAGCAAAUAUUUGAUUUCCAGUCUGACAUUUGAGAGCAUGAAUACACGGCUCGACAAAGUGGCCCAAGCCCACGACGACACACUGCAGUGGAUUUUUAACGGCAAUUACGACGAUCGGAAUUGUGAUGGGUUCCAUAAAUCCUUCAACACAUGGCUUUCAGAUGGCGAUGGAAUCUUCCAUAUCUCUGGUAAACUAGGUUCGGGAAAAUCAACAUUGAUGAAGUUGCUAUACCGCGACGACCGCACCAAAAAGAGGUUGAUUCAAUGGGCCGAUGGCAGUGAGCUGAUAAUGGCGCAGUUUUUCUUCUGGAAUCCGGGUUCGCGACUUCAAAAGUCAAUGGAAGGACUCCUCCGCUCACUUCUCUACGAGGCUCUCAAAUCGGGCCCCAGUCUCGUUGCAGAAGUUCUUCCUCAGCAAUGGCACCAGAUCAAAUCGACGCCACUACAGGCGCAGAAAGGAACAUAUUUCUCCCUAGAUGAUCUCUUCACGGCUUUCGACCGCUUGGUUCGUGUCCGGCGACAAGAUUACCGAAUUUGUUUCUUCAUUGACGGACUCGACGAGUAUGACAACUCCGGCAAUGAAGAUUAUGCAGAUGUCGUUGAGCAGCUUUGUCAUUGGAGCCAAUCGCCCGAAGGAAAUGUUAAGUUCUGUGUGUCCAGCCGUGAAUACAGCGUCUUUAUGAAUCAUUUCCCAGAGCACCAACGAAUAUGCAUGCAGGAUCUAACUCGAGUCGAUAUAAAACAAUUUAUUCUGGAUAAAAUGGAACCCUUUGCACACUGCCAUGGAUUGAAGUACCUGGUAGGCAUGAUUGAAGAGAAAGCCAAUGGUGUCUUUCUCUGGGUUUCUUUGGUCAUGCGACGUCUGCGCGAUUUGAAUGAAAGAGGAGAAGCCACGAGGGUGAGAUUAGAAAUCGAGAUUGACAACCUCCCAGAGAGAUUGGAAGACCUCUUCAAACACCUUCUUGGGUCAAUCCAUCCCGCAGAUCGAAACCGGGUUCACCAGACCUUUGCCAUUGUGCAGAAACUGAAAGAACAUGACCUUCUGCAUUUCCGGCUAAUUUGGUACUACUUAAUAGACGACAUCCUGUCAGACUUACCGGAUGAAAGGCUACCUUCGCUAUUCGCAAGAUGGUUUAAUAUUUCGAAGCGUAAUCGGCUAAUGCAAGCGAGAAAAAUGCUCAUGGAUAGCUCCAAGGGCUUUGUGGAAGCAACAUGGCAUGGGCAAUGGGAUUCACAUGGCCGGGAUAAAGGUAAAGAAGAAAACUGGAUCAUCUCGUUCACUCAUCGGUCUGUCCCAGACUUCCUUCAAUCCUACCGAUCACAGGAGCAGGAGAAACAUCUCAAGGACUUCUGUCUGGAGAAUGCUAUCUCCAGGAUAUUUCUGCUCGCUAUACGGGAGGGCGAUAUGCGUCUCUCUGGUUGUGACCACGUGCCUGAAAUAGUAUCCUACGUCAUGGAAGCCAGGCAAAGAGCCAACAUCAGCAAGCAGCCUUUCUUUUACGAGGAGCAACUGGAAUCCGUCCUUGCCAGACACGGGUUUACAGAUCUUACGGGAGGCCGAGUCGCUUGUCCUGUGCCUCCGGGAUACGACAAUGUUGAGGUUAUUGCGAUUCUUAUUCCACACUGCAGUUCAACUGAGUCGGUAUUCAAUCCUCUGCACACCGCAGCAUUCAUUGGAAAUUACGCAUACCUUAGAUGGAAAGUGAAAAGAGACCCCUCUUGCAUAAAAGUCCCUUUGAAUAUUGCUAUCAUAACCUACUGUCAUUACCGCAAUCUUCUGCAAGGAACAACAAGGGAUUCCAUUUUUGGGGAUGAUGGUCUAUCAUACCACGCUCUGACUGUACAGAGCAGCAUAUCUCCCCCACUCUUGAAAGGUUUAUCGGUAUCGAACAGGUGUGAAGAGCUUGCUCUCUGGCAGCAUUUGGCUCUUGGUCUUAUGGUAGGCUUCCAAUAUGAAUCACAUGACCCUUGCUCAAGUGGUGUGGGCCUAUUCUGGUAG